AGAAGCUUUUAGGGUUUCCUCUUCCCUUCGUACAUAUCUUGCUCCGAUUGAUUUUCCAGUGAACCCUGUUUGUAAUCAGCUGUUGAAGUGAAUGUUUGGAUAUAGCUGUUGUGGUUUAGUAUCAUGUCCAGUAAUAUGGGAACAGAGCAUAUUGAUCUGGAGACAGAUACUUUUGGAGAAACGAAUUUGAUAGAGAUAGUAGGAUCAAAUGAUCAGCAUAUCUCAGUUUCAGACAUGGAACAAGAGCCUUUGGAAACAUCUGUCUCUGGUCCUUUGGCAUUCCGAUUUGAACCUGAGGAUGUCUCUUUUCAAUCCUCUAUGUUGGUUGAUACUCAGUCUUUGAUGCCUCAGUUGCAACUUCCUGUUGCACAUUCGUAUUCUGGAGAGAGUUCUGUAGCUGCAUGUAGUAUCCUUCCAGGGGCAGGGAAGCGUAAUUCACCACCAGAGUCUCAGUCGACUCUCGGUGGUUCUGCUGCUUCCGAGAAGUUAGAUGCACCAAAUAGGCGAGUAGAGCCAGUGCAUCACAGACCAUGGCUAGAACAAUUUUAUUCAGAAAGUAUUGAGCGGGGUCAUAUGCCGCCACCUGCUACUCUUUCUCCCAAGACGGAACAUCCACCAACGUCUGCUAAGAGAUCAAGGCAAAUGGAACCUGCUUCCCAAAAAUCUGGGAAGCAAGUGAUGAACAAGAAACAAUCAGGCCUGUCACAAGGGUCGGUGAAAACACAGAAUGAUGGUAACGAGUCUUUAAGAUCUAAAAUGAAGGAAUCAUUAGCAGCUGCCUUGGCUUUGGUUCACGAGCAUGAGGAAUCUCCGAAAGAGAAAAAGAAUUCAGAAACUGAAGAAGCAAGUGUUCCAGUAGCUGAAAGUAAUGAGCCUGCCUCAGCCGAUGGUACUAGUGUUACAGUAGCUGAAGACAUCACACCGGCAUUGUCAACAAGGGAUGAUAGUUUUGGGCAGAAGAAUGGCAAUGGAAGAAUUUUGUCGCAAGAGAGUUCUAAUGACACAAAGAUGAAUUAUGUUAAUCAAUCUGAUGUACAGAAAACUCAAUUUGACGAGGUUUUCCCCUGUGAUGAUGUUCGUUUUAGUGAUAGUAUUUUUUCUGGGGAUGAACUUUUACAGGGUAAUGGCCUCUCAUGGGUUUUGGAACCUGUUUCAGAUUUUGGGGAGAAUGAACCUCAAAAGUCGUUUGAGGAUCCAGAGCUCUUGGCAUCUAAAAUUGAGUUGGAACUUUUUAAGCUAUUUGGAGGUGUGAACAAGAAGUACAAAGAGAAGGGAAGGUCUCUCUUAUUCAAUUUGAAGGAUAAGAACAAUCCUGAGCUAAGAGAAAGUGUCAUGUCCGGAAAGAUAUCUCCAGAGAGAUUGUGUAAUAUGACAGCUGAGGAACUUGCUUCUAAGGAGCUUUCUCAGUGGCGACAAGCAAAAGCAGAAGAGAUGGCGGAGAUGGUUGUCCUGCGGGAUGCAGACAUUGAUGUCAGAAAUCUGGUGAGGAAAACGCAUAAAGGUGAGUUCCAGGUAGAAAUUGAUCCUGUUGAUAGUGGGACAGUGGAUGUCUCUGCUGAGAUUACCUCACAUAGUAAACCUCGAGCCAAAGCAAAAUCCGCGAAAUCAUCUACCAAAUCCACUUUAAAGAAAAAUGACUCGAAUGAUAAGAACAUAAAACUCAACCAGGGAACAUCAUCUGCUAUGACUCUGCCCCCAACAGAGGAGAUUGAUCCAAUGCAUGGUCUGUCAAUGGAUGAUGAGAUGAAGGAUGUGGGUUUUCUUCCUCCAAUUGUAUCGCUUGAUGAGUUCAUGGAAUCCCUGAACUCAGAACCUCCAUUUGGCAGUCCACAUGAGCAUCCUCCUGUAAAGGAAGAGCCUGAAUCUGAGAAGAGUGACUCUAAAGAUGGGGCACAUUCAAAAUCACCUUCAAGAUCUCCAAAACAGUCUCCAAAGGAACCCAGUGAGAGCGUCUCUUCUAAAACAGAACUCAAAAUGACUAAUGUAACUUCCCCAAAACCGGAUGCUGGUGUCAAACUCGACACUGAUGUCUCUAAAGCUGAAGAAAUACUUUUGGUUGAUAACAUUAAAGAGGACCGAAUAUGGGAUGGUAUACUGCAGCUUAGUGCUGCUUCCGUUGUCUCAGUCACUGGAAUUUUCAAGAGUGGUGAGAAAGCAAAGACAGGCGAGUGGCCAACAAUGGUGGAGGUAAAGGGUAGAGUGAGACUCAGCGCGUUUGGGAAGUUUGUAAAAGAGCUUCCGUUGUCUCGAAGCCGUGUCUUAAUGAGAUUAGGCUUCCCAGUAAUGAACGUGGUGUGCAAGGAUGGUAUCUCUCAGAGCCAACGUGAUAGUCUUUUUGAGGUUACUAAGUCGUACGUAGCUGACCAAAGAGUUGGCUAUGCAGAACCAACCUCAGGCGUUGAGCUUUACCUCUGUCCACCACGCGGUGAAAUACUUGAGUUGUUGAGCAAAAUCAUCUCCAAGGACCAUCUUGAUGAGGUCAAGUGUUCAGAGGAUAUCGGGUUGAUCGGUGUUGUUGUGUGGAGGCGUGCAGUUGUCGCGUCUCCUGGCUCACGACAUAAGCCUGGAUUCAAACGUCAGCAUUCUUCUUCUGGCGCUAAGAAGUCUGUGUUGGCUCCAGAAAACAAAAGGUCUAGUAGUGUGAAUGUUACGAAUCCACCGCCUGUUGUAAAUGUUGCAUCCAUGAGGAAUCAUGGUUUGGUUGGUUGUGAUGAUGGUGAUGAAGACGUGCCACCUGGAUUUGGGCCAGUUGCUGCGAAAGAUGAUGAUGAUUUGCCGGAAUUUAACUUCGGUUCCUCUAGUGGACCGGUUACUUCUUCUCCUCAACCACCGCCUCAGUCUCGGUCUAUGGAUCAAGUAAGGGAGCUCAUUCUUAAAUAUGGAAAUUCAGCAGGUAGUGGUAGUAAACGACCAUGGGAUGGUCAUGAGGAUGAUGACGACGAUGACAUUCCUGAAUGGCAACCGCAAGUCACAGGCCACCAAGUUCAACUGCCACCACCUCCUAACUUGAGUCCUCAAUUAUAUAGCAGAGCCAUGGCUAGACCACCAGCACAACAACAACCUGUUGCGGGACCACCGAGUGGAUGGAAGGCCAGUCAAAACGCACCUAGGCAACAACAGUACAGUGCACGUAGGAACAGAGGAUUUUGAUCUUUGUGAAAGCGUUUGUGUAAUUAAAGUUUGUUAGGUGU
This is a messenger RNA of Arabidopsis arenosa, 3191 nucleotides long. Lineage: Eukaryota; Viridiplantae; Streptophyta; Magnoliopsida; Brassicales; Brassicaceae. The record is from the annotation of a GenBank genome assembly.